Molecule: messenger RNA, 3910 nt
Organism: Phalacrocorax carbo (great cormorant)
Lineage: Eukaryota; Metazoa; Chordata; Aves; Suliformes; Phalacrocoracidae
Source: RefSeq, a predicted model, not a curated record
CCGGGCAGGGCGCGGCGCUGGUGGCGGCCGGCAGAAGAAGAAGAGGAGGAGGAGGAGGAGGGUCGGUGCAGGCGGGUGCUGCCGGGGAGCUCCGUAAUGUCAUCCCGGCUACUUCUGCACAUCAGACUUCAUACACGCUUGAAACACCAAUAAAGCUGAAGGCUGCAGGCACCAGCAGGAUGGUGAAGACACCAGGGCUUUGUUCAACUACUAAGACAGCCAUGCCCGUGCAGACCUUCUGGUCUAAAGAGCUCCUUCCGUCCUAAAGAGCUCCUCAAGUAGAAGAGACAACAGCAAAGUCCAGGAGUGUACCUGGAGGCUGUUUGUAAAACCUGCAGAGAGCUGCUGAGGUCUGGCUUCUACAAAAUAGAAUGAAGAGACACAAGUGUCCCUACAAAUGUCCCACACGAAGGAAGAUCCUAAUUCUGUGUGUUACAGGGUGGCUGAUUGCACUGCUGAAGCUCCUCCAUGUUGAAAGACACUUCUUUCCCUCUAAGGGCAUUUUUUUGGUUGAGCACUUCUUCAGCACUUCUUUCUACCUUAGAAAUGAGUUCCAGUAUAAAAUUAAUUGUUCAUCUAUAUACGAACAAGAUCCCCAUGAAAUUGGCAAGAGUUUAGAGAUAAGAAGAAAAGAGAUCAUUGAUUUAGCUGAUGAAGAUGUCGUGGCAAUGACAAGUGAUUGCCACGUGUAUCGUUCACUUAGGAAAUACCACCUAAAACCUGUUUCUCCUGAGGAGGAGAGUUUUCCAAUUGCCUAUUCUUUGGUUGUUCACAAAGAUGCGAUAAUGGUAGAAAGGCUCAUACAUUCACUGUACAGUCAUCAAAAUAUUUACUGCAUCCAUUAUGACCAAAAAGCAGCAAAAAGUUUCAAAUCUGCAAUGAACAAUCUAGCUAAAUGUUUCCCCAAUAUUUUCAUUGCAUCAAAAUUGGAGACAGUGGACUAUGCACAUAUUUCACGGCUGCAAGCAGAUUUCAACUGUUUGUGUGAUUUGAUGGACUCUUCAGUUCCCUGGAAGUAUGUAAUUAACCUGUGUGGCCAAGAUUUCCCUUUAAGGUCUAAUUUUGAGUUGGUCACUGAACUGAAGAAACUUGACGGAAGAAACAUGCUGGAAACUAUAAAGCCAAGCAGUAGCAAAAGAGAACGAUUUACUUAUCACCAUGAACUUAUGAAAGUGCCUUAUGAAUACAUGCAGAUUCCUGUAAAAACCAACAUUUCCAAGAAUCCACCACCUCAUAAUAUUGAGGUAUUUGUAGGCAGUGCCUAUUUUGUUUUAAGCCGAGCAUUUAUUCAACAUGUCCUUAAAAGCUCUCUUGCAAAAGAUUUUUUUGAGUGGUCAAGGGAUACAUACUCUCCAGAUGAACAUUUCUGGGCCACUCUUGUACGUGUUCCUGGAGUCCCUGGGGAAGUUCCAAGGUCAGCCCAGGACAUAACAGACUUACAAAGCAAAACUCGUCUGGUAAAAUGGAAUUAUCUUGAAGACCAUUUGUAUCCUCCCUGCACUGGCACCCACCUUCGCAGUGUCUGCAUCUAUGGGGCUGCCGAAUUAAGAUGGCUUCUGGAUUAUGGACACUGGUUCGCCAACAAGUUUGACUCAAAAGUAGACCCUAUCCUGGUAAAAUGCUUGGCAGAAAAACUGGCAGAGCAACAGAAAGAGUGGGUACAUUUGUCCUCUGAUAAAUACUUUCUGCACAUAAAUUCUAUGAAUGCCUCACUAUAGCAGCACUGUCUUCCCUGCUGUCAGUACCGUGUACUGUUAUAGCACGGUGCCUGCAGUUCCUUUGCCUUGACCCCACUGCAGGAUGGUAGCAAGCAAAACGUCUAUUCUGCAUGAAGUUCAGGGCCCUGGAGAGCCAGGUGCCUGGCCAUUUAUUUAUGAAAAGUCAUGCCUCUUUGACUGACUGUUUUGUAACUUGCCACAAUAAUCUUGUAAUUGUUCUUCAGGGUGAUCUGAGAGGGUGAGGUUUGCUUUUGGAGGCUUUGGCACUUUCUGUCCCAAUGGAUUAUUUCAGAAAUAUGUUUUACAUCAAGUGUGUUUGCAUCUUUCCUAAGAAACUCCAAAGUGUCUGUCUGCCUGUCCCCUUUUCCUUCACUUUUGUUUUUCUUAAAGGUAUGUAAUAAAGACCUCUGUACCUGCUACCUCAGGAAAACUGGAAGUGCCCAGCUCACAGGCAAAACAAAGAGAUCAGCACGACACCAAAUGAGCUGUGUGGCUUCACCUGAAGUCCCAAACUUCCCAUCUGUGAGAGCUAACAAAGAUCUUUGCAAUGUGAAUAUGACUGGAUGGUAUAAGGGAAAGAAAAUCCUUAGAUACAGCGUUGUCUGUAGCAUCAUUCUCUUCUCCCAGCUCAUCUGUGUGUUGCUUUUCCUUCUGUGAAGCCUGUGCUCAGGUGCUGUGCCAUGCCCAUGAAAUUGGUGGUGGUUGACUGAAACAGAAUUAAGCACUGUUAUUCUUCAAAGGCAGUAUAUGAGCGUCCCCUAAGGACAGUCUCUGCAGCCCCUUAGAGUAAAUGCCAAAAGAGGUCAAGCCUUAUUUCUAUCUCUGCCUGUAGAAAUAUCCUCCUGUGAAAUCAAAGUCCUCUUGAGAUAGUAUGUCUACAUACAGCAGAUAACAAGUGUUAUUUCUAACUAGUGUUCAGCAAUGUGGUGCUAUGUUGAAAUGCAAAACAUGCGAAGUCAAGCGGUAAUCAUAAGCAUAGCCAUAUUCAGAAAUUAAGACCCUGCGUGGAAGUGUCUUUCUGUGCAAAUCUCAUGGCCUUGUGCCACCAUGCUCCCAAGCUGACAGACGCCUGCACAAGCCCUGGUUCAGCUGUAGAGCAACUGUUCUCUAGCAGCCUCUGUUUCCAAUGGCCCUGCCAGGCCUUCUGGUAGUGAAGCGGCCCAAGAGCUUCCUUGCAGCUGAGCUCCCCACACUACAGUGUGAGGGAGGUGUUCGUUAGUGCAGGGGUCUCUGCAGAAACUCUUGCAACUCAGAAACGCCUCUUGGCGUUUUGGAGGUUUCUCUGGAACCGGUUCAUUUUCGGUGGUUCCAGUGGACCCUAGGGUCUAGCUUGCCCAUGCCACUUUCUACCCAUCUGGCUUUUAAUAAGUCACUCUUCCCAUGAGUGACUUGGGGAUAUCUGGUCUUAUCUGUCCACAAAUUGCUGCAAUAAUGACCAUGUCUCGUACCCAUGAGAAAUCUUUGUUUCUUAUUUGAGUUGAAAAAAACAACUCAUUUUUUGGUCCCAGUUUUUGUUGAUAAAUUUAGGCAUGGUCAAGUCAUCUAUGGUUUAAGAUUGAGUUUGAGAGACAGAAGUGGCUGGACAUUUUCCCCAUUCAUGACACUGAUUUCCUAUGAGACCUCAAACAUCUGAGUUUUCUGUUUCAGCUGUUCUAGCUGUAAAAUGGAACAACCAUGUUCUAUUGUCUUUCUAACCUCUUAAAAAUCUAUGGGUACUAAUUGCUUAUCAAACUAUUUAUGGAGUCUGUGGAUGCACAGGUCAACUAUUUCUUUGAUGUACUCUUUCUGAAAUAAAUUAGGAUUAUUUUUAAAGUGUGUGUUGCUUGCUUCAGUGACUUGCUAUGUCUGCCCAGGGCUGUCCUGACUUGAUGUGAUUUAUAGGUGCUUUGUAGAACAUGAAAUAUUGACAGUAUUUACAGAAUCAUACAUCAGUACUUAUAUCUGAAGUAGAGAGUUCCCACAUGAAAAAAAGUUAAUAAAAGAGGAUGUUAGGAUCCCAGAGGGCCAAGCCACAGCUCUCUGUACACAUAAAUUGAUGCUUAAUGAUACAUUUAAAAAAUUUAUUUACUUAAACUGGUUUUAUGUAUGUAUAUACACAUCCCCAUUUGUAUUGAGUGGUUUGCUCUACCAUAAAUUUAAUGUGCUGCUGGAUUAUCUUUAUAAACUUAACUGAAGUAAAUUAUUUUAAUCAA